This is a messenger RNA of Aplysia californica (California sea hare), 662 nucleotides long. RefSeq names its product 28S ribosomal protein S22, mitochondrial. Gene Ontology annotation, molecular function: structural constituent of ribosome. The record is from RefSeq and is a predicted model, not a curated record. Bases 28 to 477 code for a protein of 149 amino acids. The transcript is spliced from 5 exons. Gene Ontology annotation, cellular component: mitochondrial small ribosomal subunit. NCBI's taxonomy places the organism in Eukaryota, Metazoa, Mollusca, Gastropoda, Aplysiida, Aplysiidae.
GUAUGUGUUUGACUCUGUCUCCAGCGCAUGAUCUCGGAGAAGAGAUACCAGUACGUCUUAGACAGAGCCUGUUGUCAGUUCGAGCCAGACGAUCCAGACUUCAUCAGGACCACUCACCGUGUGUACAAUGCAGUAGAUCAGUGUGGAGACUACGAGCAUUUGAGGUCGACGCGCCACUUUGGCCCGCUGGCCUUUUACCUGGCGUGGCACUCGUCGAUUGACGGCCUGCUGGUGGACAUGCUCGACAGAGACAAGGCUCAGGAUGCCAGAGACGUGGUGGUCCUGUUUGCCGACGUGCACCCAAACAGCUCAUGCGCAGCCGCCAUCUCGGAACUACCUCAGCAAGACGAUGAUGUCGCAGUCAUAAAGACAUAUUUAUCCACUGACUGCAAGAACAAGGACAAAGUAGAACUCUCGCUACGGGCCAUGGUCGACUCACAGAGGUCAAAGGGGAAGACACAGAACUCUUCCCUGUGAUGAAUGAAUGAAUGGAUGGAUGAGGAUGAUGAUGUGUUGGAUACGAAUGGUGUGAUUUAUGGAGAGGAUAACAUGCAAAGGAAUUUGAAAUUUAAAUAUUAAAUAUGAAUGUCCAGUGUUAUAUUGCAUGAUGUUUUCUAUGAUUUGUUUUUAGCUUGAAAGUAAUAAAUGGACAUGAACUUCUG